GACCUGCAACUAGUAGCCGGAGGAAAAGAUAGAUGGAGACGGCGGCGAUUGGCGUGACUGAGAUAGAAGGAAGGGGAAGGGCAAUGGUGGCUCUACGCCCUUUAAAAGGAGGUGAAAUCGUUCUCAGGGACUCCCCUAUUGUUCUUUACUCUGCUCUUCCUUUUCACUCGGACGAUCACCAGAAAAACAACAAUUGCUACUGCUCCCAUUGCUUCACCAGCAUCUCACAGCAGCCGCAAAACGUCUCUUGCUCCACCUGCGGAUCCCGAUUCUGUACCUUCGAAUGCCAAUCCGUCGCUUCCACCACCUCCCACACCCCGUGGGUCUGCCAAGCGCUAAUACGGCUCCGGCAAUACUUUUCCGACCACCAUCAACCACUAGACCUCCAGCUCCAGGCUCGUUUUCUGGUUUCUGCUUACAACCUCGCACGUGUCUCCCCAGAUAGGUUUCGGAUGUUGUCGUCCCUUCAAGGAUCCGUUCCUUCUCAGCCCGAUGCGGAUUCCUCUGCGACCUUUCUCCAUUCGCUUAUCUCUUCCAUCUGCCCACCUCCGCCCCUCGAAUUAGGGUUUUCUUUGGAAUUAACUUCUGUUCUGCUGGCCAAGGACAAGCUCAACGCCUUCGGAUUAAUGGAACCUUUUUCAGAAGAAAGGGAAGGGAGAUCCGUCAGGGCAUACGGGAUCUAUCCAAUGGCAUCUUUCUUCAACCAUGAUUGCCUUCCAAAUGCUUGCAGGUUUGAUUAUAUUGAUGUUGCUGGAUCGGCCUCAGGUAACAACACUGACAUCACCAUUAGAAUGAUCCAUGAUGUCCCGCAAGAAAGGGAAAUCUGUUUGAGUUAUUUCCCAGUGAAUCUUAAGUACGCAGAACGUCAGAAGAGUCUCAGGGAUGAUUACGGGUUCCUAUGUGACUGUGAUCGAUGCAAGGUGGAGGCGAAUUGGUCUGAAAGCGACGAUGAUGGAUUAGAAGUUGAUGCCAUUGAUGAAGAAGAAGAUGAGGACACCUCCGGUGUUAUGGAUGAGGACCCUGAUGAACAAAUGCAAGAUGAAGAAGACACUGAUGCGAUGAAAGGAGAAGAUGACUUUCCUCAUGCUUAUUUCUUCCUGACUUACAUGUGUGAUCGAAAGAACUGUUGGGGCACAUUGGCUCCCCUGCCUCCAUCUGUUACCACAACUCCUAGCGUAAUGGAGUGUAAUCUUUGUGGAACCUGUAAAAAUCUUGAUCAGGUAUGAAUAUGAUGCAAUUUAUUAGUAUAAAGUUGGGUUUUUGAUUAAAUGUGUUUACCCAUCUUGUUGACUAAAAGAAUGAAAAUUAAAAGUUAAAAGUUCUUGGUGAAUGUUGUAUUGGUCUUUUAAGAAAAAUUGUCGCUUUGAGUAUCUUCCAACUAAAGAUUUGUUGUGUAACAUGGUAUAAUCUAUCCGUCAUGGAUUGUAAGGUCACCUUGUAUUCAUGAAAAAUACCUAAUAAAAGAGAACAUGUGAAGAAGGUUAUGUUUGAUCA
Messenger RNA from Lactuca sativa (garden lettuce), 1494 nucleotides. It is a transcript of the gene ASHR2, whose product is annotated as ASH1-related protein 2. Gene Ontology annotation, molecular function: protein binding. The record is from RefSeq and is a predicted model, not a curated record. NCBI's taxonomy places the organism in Eukaryota, Viridiplantae, Streptophyta, Magnoliopsida, Asterales, Asteraceae.